Cinara cedri is the source of this 13504-nucleotide messenger RNA. The record is from the annotation of a GenBank genome assembly. Lineage: Eukaryota; Metazoa; Arthropoda; Insecta; Hemiptera; Aphididae.
AUGGCACAGUGGCUGCUUCAGAUGUGGACGUUAUUCCGAAUGAUUUUUUAUUUGACUAAAACAGUAAACCAGCGGUCGAGUAUUGAAUGCUCCAAGGACUACUAUUGUACUGGGUUUGGAUUGUUCUUUUCACAUGUAGUCAUCAACCCGAUCAUUGUGGGUCUGGUGUUCGCCCGGGUACCUCAAUCAAUCGAUUUGAUUAACAUGACCGCCAAUCUGUUGUUCAGGGCACGGUACCAACGUUCAUGGCUGAUAUCAAGCACAUACGCCAUGGUCCUAUUUCUAUGUACCCUUUUCCUUAGAUUGUACCUCACUAAUAUUUCCACACCCCAGUUAUAUCCGGACCUUUAUUAUCCCUUUUUUAUCUCUAACUUUGCCCCAAUGUUGAUCAUAGUUCUUAAAGGCGUCCUGUGCAUCAUUACACAAAACGCAUACGAGGAUAUCAACAGGUCAGGUUUAAUAAGCGAUAAUUGUUUUAUGAUACACCUGCAUAAUAUUUUAUUCUAAAUUUAAUUAAUAAUGCUUAAUCGGCAUAAUAUACAAAAACUUCGGUGAACGUAUAAUUUCAACAUAAUAAUUUGUGUCCAUUGUAGAGAAUUAGAAGAACUAUGUCACGUACAGUCGAAUUAUGAACGAGCAAUACGACUGAACGAAUUAAUGAAUGACCAUUGGUUUUUGGAAAACCAUACAGAAACCAUGGUAGAUAUGUUUGGAGCCGAAAUGAUCUUCAUAACGUUAGACCUUUACAUACAAUUCUUAUUGUAUCUAUACAUACUAACGUGGGAGAUGGUCAUCCGGAGCGUAUUAAUGAAUAUACCAUUUUUACAUAUUAGUCCUCUCAUUGAACUGUUCUUCAUUAUAGGAAAAUUAUGUUACCUUUGUUACAGAUGUCACACCUUUAUCAGUGAGGUAAUUAAAGACGUUAAAAGUAAUUUUUGUUUUAUUUAUUAUAAUGCGAUUGAAAAUGUUGAGAUCAUUAAACCAUGUAAGGUAGACUUCAAAAAUAUCUUAUACAAGAUGAUUCGCUAAGCGUGCUCAUCUCAUUUUUUUAUUUACAUUUUACAUAUAUUCAAAUUUUGAUUUUCAGAAUUUUGAAGUGUAGUUAAAAUAGAUAUUAUCAAAUAGUUGGAAUUUUUACAAUAUUUAAGGAAUAUCCUGUUGCGAUACCAACUUUCUUUUUUCAAAUGAAAAUCUAUGUUUAAAAAUCCAUAAAUAGAUAGAGUAUUAAUUUAUAUUGAAGCUAAAAGAACCAAUUUUAUUUUUGAUGCUAUGAUAAGACGUUGUUCGGGCGAUUCUAUAACAGUGUAUACAUAUAAACUGUUUUACCGUCACUACCACCAGAUAGAGCACUUACCACUCGGUGCAUUACUUAAUUUUUUGUGUUUAUUAUUAUUUGUAAACUUCAUUUUACGUACCUAGUGAACAAAUAAAUAUACUUUACCGAAGUACGAAAUAAAUAACCAAAAAUUAUUCUUUCUGACUCAAAAAAUUUAAAUAAAUUUUGAUGGCAACAUUUUUGAUUUCUGCCAACCAACACACAUAGUGAAUCCUGUAUAUUAAAUUAGAAUCGCAAAGUCUACUUUAUUUUAUCCCAAAUUUUAACCUCAAUAGUGUUGUUCACAUCAGUGUUAAACAGUGUAUAAAGUACGUAUCUAAAUUACAAUUGCAUCAUGUAUCUAGAUACUACUUAUAAAUAUAUUAUCCAGUAUUAAGUAUUUACAUACUUAUUUUGAAGCAUCAUUUAUUUUUUUCCAACUCUGGGUAACACGUGAUUUUAAAAUAUGAAACAUUUUUUUUUUGUUACAAAUUGUACAUUAUACUUUUUUGUGAUCCAACAACUAUUUCCAAAUUAUUCAUAUUAAAAUAAAUCACUUAAAAAUUGGUGUGCGACAUGAUAUUUUAAGUUUAUCAUAUUCAACAUCUAAAAUUAACAAAAAUAUUCAUAAAUGUAUCCAUUGAUUUAUUUAUAAUAAAAUGUGUAAAACAUCAAACAUUUUAUUAUACAAAAAUAUUAACUCUGAUUUUAGCGUGAAGAUGUAAUUUAUCAUUUGAAACAUUUGGGCUCAAUGGUGUCAAAUGAUGUAAAUUCCCAGACUAUCGUUAGUACCUAUUAUUUUUAUAAUUAUUAUUUAAAUUAAUAUUAUAUAAUAAAUAAGAAUAUCCAAUCAUUACUCUUCUGGUAGUUAAAAAUUUGAAAUGUGAUUUGCUAUAAAUAAUACUUGAUGUAUUUUACUGAGUUAAAAUAUAAUAAUUUUGCAUGCAAUUGUUAUAGUUUUUUACACAUCUAGUACUGACUUUGAACAAUUUUUAUGGGGUGGUUCACUAUUUUUUGCAUCAAUUAUAUAUUUUAGUAUUAUAAGUUAUGUUAUUAUUAGUAUUUAUUACAAUUAAUUCAGUACGUUUAACGUUAAUAAAUAACAUAUUAAAUAUAAAUAUUUUAUUUAAAAAUAUUUUUAUUUAGUUUAAUUAAAUUAGAAACAUUAUUAUUGUUAUUAUUUUAGAAUGUGUUGGAAUAUUUUGAUUAACAAUGAUGUUUAUUUCUUUUUUUUAUGCAAACACUUUUUCUACUAAAAAGCUUACUACGAUUAUCAAGUAUAGUAACUUUUCUGAAAGGAAACGAUCCCUGGGUGGUACUUUAAAGUAUUCAUUUCUAAAAUUGCCAUUACGCCAUUAAUAUUCGAGAUAAUGAGGAAAACCUGGUUCUUUAGGUUAAAAACGGUUGAAAGAUUUAAAAGUAUAAGGCUGUUAUUGGCAACCGUUAUUAUUUAUUUUUUGUUAUUAUUAAAUUUUUACUAUUUUAAUCUUUUUUAAAGAAGUAUUGUUUUCAUGGAAACGCACAUUGUUGUAAUCAUUUUACCAUAAUAUAUAUUAGAUAUAUUAUUGACAAAGUAACACUAUCAACUAAACUUUGCUCAGAAUUGUUUUUUCGUUGCUUAUAGAUAUACAUUAAAUUCUCGUCUAUAUCUUAUUUGGCAAACUUCCACCUACAACAAUGGCCACACCCUCUUGCAAAAUAUGUCCGUAUUUUUUUUUAAAUGAAUCUAAUGCAACGAAAUUUUUUUGUAUACAAAUUGAUUGCUUCUUCGAUAAACUCCUGAGACGAGCUUCUUCGCCAUCUUAAAUUCCAUACAAUAUUUCAAUAUUUCUGAUCCCAUCCGAUUUCAAUGUUUUUAGAUAACUUGAAUCAUUGCACCGAAUGAUCGUUCAACCGCAUUAGUGACAACCUAUUUAUUAUAUACAUAUAAAACUAAUUAUAUGAUUUAUGUUGAGUACUGAUAACCAAUAUUAUCUGAAAAAAGUUCAGAUAUAGGAUUUUCGUCAAUUUAUUUUUAUUAAUAGCAAUAUAUUUAAAAUACAUGAAAUCUGAGAUUAUAUAGUCUUUAUAAUAUUCAGAUACAAAUACUCAAUUAUCAAUACAUUCACAGAAUUGUUUUCAAUUAGUUUUCUCAUUUAUUCGAUAACGUAACAUAAUUAUUAAAUAUUGCACGCCCUACUAUACGUUAAAUCGCAGUAUUGAUAAAUCUACGAUCUAUUUCAUAUUAUUCAUUCUGAAAAUAAUAAAAUACAACCUAAUGUAUUUUUUAAUGUCAUUGUCUUUUUUUAACGAUUUAAGUCUGUUCGAAAUUCCAAGGGGAGAGACAUUUGUCCACUGGAACAUACCUGGAUUCAACACUAUAAAAAUCAUAAUCUACGGAUAAUGAUACAAAUCAUGGCAUGUAAAUCUUUAAAAUACAGAAUAUAAAUCUGUACUUCCUUAUCAAAUAAUGAAAUUAUUGAUAAUCCAUUCUUAAAAACUGAAAGUUUUGAUUGGAAAAGUAAUCGUAAUUAGUUUAGAAAUUCACAUACGUAAUUGCAGUAAAACGUAGUUGUACUAGUGUAAAAGACAAAUUAGUGUUGCUGUUUUUAUAUAUUAAUACAAAUUUGACAGAUAUAUUAAUAAUAUUUAUAUUUUAUACUUAUAGUUGAGGCUAUUUACGCUACGUGUAAAUUGUCGUAAAAUGAAAGUCUCGGCAUCUGAUUACUUCGACAUUAAUCUAUCACUUCUGUUUGCGGUGAGAUCAUGUUUAUAUAUAUAAAUAUAUAUAUAUAUAUAUAUAUAUGAUAUAUUUUUUGCAUUUUAUAAAGUAUUAAUUAGUUUUAGAGCCUGGGUCAGACAAUUUAUUUUGACCUUAUAAUGUGUACCAUUUUAUAUUUAUUUUUCUUGUGUGUGCGUGUGUGUGUAUGUGUAAAAUGAAUUUUAUUAAAAUGAAUAAUAUGAUAAAUAAAAAAUAUUAUUUUAUUAAUAGUAAUUAUUAUUAAACUCAUAAAAAUAAUAAUAUAUCAAUAUAUUAUACACAGAUACUUAUGAAUUCUAAGCGUAGCGAAGAAUGUAAUAUUUCUCCUAUGAUGUGUUUUUUUGUGUCUGUAAAUCAAUUUUCUAUCAGAAAUCGUGUCUCAAUCGAAAAGAUGUUUUUUGUAAGGUUUUUAGUGCAUAUUUUGAUAUAUUUCCAUAUUUUGAUGCAUACAGAUAAUUUGUUGAGUAUCCUUGAAGUUUUUAUAGUAAUUUGGAAAAACCAGGGAAAUUAUAUAUUGGAAGAACAAAAGAAAAAGUUUCAUAAAAAGACUAUACAAUUUGUAUUAUUUUUGAUUCUUUUGAUCGAAUUAAUGUUUCAGAAAUGUUGCUACUAAUUUAAUUUAUUAUAAUUUUUUAAGUCUAUUUGGUGCAUAAGGUCAAUUUUUUGAUUUUUCUUAAAUUUUUCUUAUUAACUGGAAGAAACCAAAAAAAAAAUAAGAAAAACGGGAAAAUAUAUGGAAUUAACGAUAUUAUUUUAAAUUUCGUUUUUUUUUAUUGUAAUUCAGUUAAUAAUCGUCAUAGAGACUUGAAAUUUUAACAGAAAACUUCUUUUCAAAAUAUUUAAGCCAUUUUUAUGUACGGUAUUUAUAACGAUUUUAAUGUGAGUUUUUUAAGUAAUUUUUAUUUGGUAGAAACUCUGUGGAUAAAAUUAUUAAAUUAAUCAGAAAUGCUUGAAAAUUUAACAGAAGUUUCAUUAUAAAUCGUACUAAGGCAUUAAAAAAAAAAAAAAAAAUUAGUGUUAUGAAGCAUUUUUUUUUUUUUUUUCAAAAGUAUUAAAAUAAAAUUUUGAUUAAAAUCAUAAAUAUUACGGUCUUUCAAAACAUGUGUAACCAAACUUCAAUUCGAAUCGUUUUUCGGUAGCAAUAAUUUACCCAUGCUUCCAGAUAUAAAUUAAAUAACUUUAUGUAUCUAUACCAUCCUAAUUUCCAUCUGCCACAGUGGCACACCCGUUUCCAGUAUCAGUCCCAUAUUAUUUUAGUUUCACGUGCGUUAAUUUGUUGUGGCCGAUCAAAAAUGCUUGACAAUUUUAUACAAGGUUCAUCAUAUUAAGUUUUACUUAUUGGUUAAAAAAAAAGUUAAGCAUAGUAACAUAAAAGUUUUUAUAAACUAACUAUAACGAAAUUCAUAAAAAUCAUGCUAUUUAAAAACAUGUUUUAUUGAAAUUCGUUCAGACUCAUAUUUAGUUAAAAAUGAUUUACCAUUAAAUACAAAUAUAAUUUAAAUACUAUAUGUAUCCAAUCUUCUUAAUUACCUACCUAUAACAAUAUGACACCUUCUUCAACAAUAUCAGCAACUUAUUUUAAAAAUAUGUAACACUGCUACUUGAAAAUAAUAUAAUCAAACAAUAAAUUAGACACUUUACUGUCACAUUGGAAUUCAAAUAAUUUUUACAACUCACAAGUACACUCAUCAGUGUGUUACUUCAAACAAUUAGCUUAUUAUUCGUCUUUUAAAAAUGUUGGACACGAUUAAAGAGAAUCCGAAUCCUAGGAUUCUUCUACUAAAUACUAUGACCUUGACGGCCUUGACUAAAAUGUUUGCAUAGCUAAUUCUGUUGAGUAUUUGUUUUGAUAAAUUAUGUGUUUUCUUUUUCACAGACGGCCGGCGGUGUAUUGGGAUAUUUUUUGAUACUGGCUCAAUUUCAAAUGAAGGGUUACGUCAAAAUGUUAGAAGCACAUGCCUUAUCAAAUGUAUCACGGUCAUAUUGUAUUUCAUGGCCAUGUCUUGAGCUCCCCAUUACAAACAAUAAUCAGAACAUUUCAAACUGAAAAAAUUUAUCUGUACCAAUAUGUAAAUUAUAUUAACUUUUUAGAUUCUGAGUGUAGCGAAGAAUGUAUUGAUUUUACUAAGAUGUUUAUUUUUCUUCUUUUUUUUUUUUCAUCCUACGUACCAAAAUUCUAGAAAUUCUAGAAAUUCAGAAAUCUUGCUCAGAUAUAUACGCGUCGUACUAUUUCUGAAAGAGAAUGUUGUCCAAAUGGUACUUUUGGGAGGUCAUUUUUUGAUUUUUCAAGCAGUUUUUAUAAUAUCUAAGGAAAACCAGGAAAAUACGAAAGAAAACGGAAAAUUUACGACAAUAAUGCUUUUAUUAUUUUUCAACUAUGUUAUUUGUUGUAAUUCAGUUAAAAAUACUCGUCGAGACUUCAAAUUUGGAAAGAAAACUUAUAUUUUCUCUUUCUAGAUGUGGUAAAAUUUUCACAAAAAUUUAAACCAUUUCUUAGUCAUUUAAAGACAUUGUAAUUUUUAUUCGAUAGGUACACUGUGGUAAAAUUGUUUAACUUAAACAGAAAUGCUUAAAAAUUUAACAAGAGAUUCAUUAAGAAUCUUAGUUUGUAGUCCAAAAAAAAAAAUUGAGUUUAAUUCAGUAUUUUUUUUUAAUAAGAGUAUUUUAAUAUCAAAUUUUGACUAAAAAAUUGUUUUAUAUGUAUAUGUAUAUUGCCGAUUAAAGAACAAUGAUUAAGUCAAAAUUAAACGGACUGACAAGUUUCGAAAUUAUAGCUUUUUGAAGUUCAAGUAUUAUACAGAUAUUAUAUGUUAUGUUAAAUAACUCUAUAUUAUCCUUCUCAAAGCAUAUAUGUCCUGAUCUAAUAGUCAUUUAUACCUAUUAUCAUCCUAGAGAUUCCGAGUUCAAACCGGUGUGUCAAAAAAAAAUAUUGUUUGCAUUUUUUUUACCUAAACAAGGAAAAAAUAAUGUAUUUUGAACGUCCCUAGAGACCCAAGCAAUCGCUCCUUCAGACUUUUUUAAUCACAAAAUACCCCUCGAUUUGUUGUGCAAACUUUUACACUAGAAAUCUUACUCUGAUAUAUCAAGUUCAGCUUAUUUUCUAAAAGGAAAUUUUUCUACAUGGUAAUUUAGGGAGGUAAUUUUUCAAUUUUCACAAGAGUUUUCCCAGCAAUCACGAAAAACCAGGAAAAUCGGAACAAUAUUAAACAGAUAUUAUUAAAGAAAAUAUAUAAUGCCUAUUUAAUUAUUUUGCCAUAAUAUGCCAUAGCAUAUAUAUUAUUGACAAAGCAUCACUAACAAUUGAACUGCUCUCAGAAUUGAUUUUUUCGUUAACAAUGGCCUAUCGUUGCUUACAAAUAUACAUUAAAUUACCUAUAACAGUGGCUGUCUCUAUUAUCCUAGGACGUCUUUUUUUUUUUGUUUUAAAAUUAUGAUGGAUAUUAAAAUAUAAUUAUGUAUCGGUACCUAUGCAUGUAUAGACGUGUCACACAAAUCACUACAGUCAACCCAGAGAUGAAGUUGAUCGAUUCGGCUACACUUAAAAUUUUUUCUAAAAUAUUAAAUUAAUCCUACUUGUCUGUUAUAGACAACCACAACGCCGAUCAUAGGAGGGAAUUGAAAUGUUUAGGUUAGAUUAAACCCUUUUACAAUGAAAUAAAAACAUGAAGUGUUUUAUAAAUUGAUGACGGGCCCAAAUCACCGUCGUCCAUUUAGAUUAACAAACAUGAAAUAAUAUUAAGCAGUUACAUAACAGAAACGAGAGAGAAAAGGGGUGCUCUUUAACUGACACUAUAAGGUAUGUAUGUAUAAUUGAUAAGCAAAUAAAAUAAUACAUAGUCAAAUCCAAAGGACAACAAUAUGACAAUAUUUGAAAUAAACACUACUGCACCAUUGCCGGCAAUUUGACGGCAGCCCACUGGUCCUCGCAAAUAUCGGUCAGGGAAGGAGUUGACUCCGGCGAUCAUUUUCCGGAUCAUUCGCCGCCGAAUUUUUAUCCUACUGCGGCAAAGCCCCCUCGUCGGAGACGAGCUGGGACAACUUUCAUCGGAACGGUUUACACGGCACACGAAAAAUACGACAACACAGCUGUCGGAUGACGGCUAACGGUAAAAAUGGCGGGAGUCCGGCACCGAAGACACAGACGGCGGCCGCAAGAUGAAUCCGUUCAACUUUCGACGCGUACACCACGCAUGAUGAUAGUCCCAGCAACGGGACGACGGAACACGCCACAAUGUGUGCCGAUUCCGCGCGACCACGCGACGCGGCUAACGUACACCGCAACGAGCAACCGCGUAUAAGCACCCAGACGAAACAAAAGCGGUGAAUCCAGUGGGGUGGGGGGGGGGUUGUAUUAUCAAAAAUUCUCGAACGGUCAUGUCAUCCAUAAUUUUAUCGACUUGACCGACGACAGUUCCGACCGAUAAGGCGUGAACGGCCCCGCAUCGGUUACAAAUAGCGUAGAUUUACGACAGACGUUUUGUUUUAAUUAUUACGCUUUUUUAUUUUAAACAUGUUUUAGGCAUACCAUUGUUGUUCCAAUUAUAUAAUCACUUGUUAAACAACACAAUUGUGAUUUUUUAAAAAAAACAUCUUCAUCUCCUCCUCAUAUAACAAUAAGCAUAUUAAAAUACUACAACACCAGAACAAUCAAAAAUCUAUAUUAUUUCUUCUAAUUUUCUAAUUAUGUUUUAUUGUAAUAAACAUGGAAAGACUAACUUUGGGUAUUUACUUUUUCAAAUCAUGUGCAUCGGAAAACUGACUUUUGGCUACCCCGGAAUUUAUGUUUAUUUCCUCAUAAAUGACUAAAUAUUAUGUUAAUAUGUUUUUAUUAUUAAAACAAAAAAUUCUUAUAAGACAAACUUCAAAAGAAUUAUUUGAUGUCAGUUUAAAUAUACACUUUUAGUUCAUCAAAAAUUUUUGAUCAAUAGAAUUUUUUGGAGCGACACAUUUAUAUGAAUUUUAAGUCUUAGGAAUAAAAAAAAUUGCCAUCCCUUACUUACGUAUUACAUUUGCACUAAAAAUAAGGCUUUUUUCAAUUUUAAUCAUGCAAUCCCAGAUUUUCUAUUUAUAUUAUUAUAUUAAUAUAUUAUUAUUAUAAACAUAAUUAAUAAUAUUAAUAUAAACAACCGUUGUGUAACCGUGCUGUAAACGAUGUCUCAGUGAUAUAGAACAUAUUCAGGAAUGACAAAUUUUAAAUUUAGAAAUGAUAAUUAAUAAUACAUUUUAUCAUAAUCAAAUUUAAUUUACUUGGAUUUUAAACAUGCCAAUUUUAAGAAGUAAGAAUAGUUUCCAAUUUUAUUUAAUUUGAUUAACUCUCACUACACCAUUUUUUUUAAAAAUUAGGUAUCUACACAAAUACCAACUAAUAAUUUAUGAAAACCUUUAACAUCAAAUAUGUAUAUAUUUCCAACGCAAUUUAACUAGUGAUAUUUGGAUGAUAUUUAGUCGAUAGUUGGGUACCACUUUUUAAUAACACAGAAAUAGAAUAACUUUCAUUAAAAUCGAAAAGGCAAGAGUAAAUACAAAGGCAAUAUAAGAGUGAUAAUAAUGUAGUAUAAGAGUUUUACAGGGGAAAAUGGAGUGUUCAGCUAAAAAAUUGAUUCGGAGUUGUGAAUUCGAGAAUGGUGACGAGAUAAAUUAAUUAGGAAUACAAUACUGUUUUACCUACUCGCGGUGUUGGCACAAAAGGGUCUAUAUCUAUAGAUAUCUUCACAUGAAUUCAUUAGAUGACAGCUAUAAUUCAAUUAAAAUAUUCUAACUAAAAUAUUUAUCACUUCGAAACUGCGUGCACUCAGAUAACAAAUAUGUUAAUAUUUAAAUUAGGAAAUAAAACUUAAAGUAUUUACUAUGGAUUCUAAGAAUCACAUUUUUAAAUUUUUUUUUUUCCAAUACUUAAGUUAUUAAUGAUUCAAAUUUAAUGAAAAAAAAAUAUACCUAAAUAAAAAAAAAAUAAAACAAAAAUAUUAAAAUAAAAAUUUGUAAAUUUCAUAAUAAAUAUUAUUUUUUAUGCAAUACACAGUAGGUCUCUUGCCCUAAACAUAAUCAGAAAGUUGAAAUCAUGGAAAUAUGGAAUGCGUUCGUUGCUAUUUUACGUGCGAAACAAAAAUAUAAAACAAAUGUUCGUAGCGAGGCACUUUUAUUGUUUUUAUUAGAGGUUCCAGUGUCUAUUCAUCACAUGUCAACGUCGAUAUUAUAUAGACUAAGUUAGCAAUAUUUAAUUAUAUACAGAUACAAAAAACAACUCCUUUUAUAUAUUUGUUUUUCUUCGAGAAUUAAAUAAUAAUAAUUCAGUUUUAAACAAUCAACUAUUAAUGAGUAUAAAAUGCGGAGAGUUAUAAUUUUAUUCAGUAGUGUAUCGCAUAAUGAUGUAAAGCUAAAAGAAGAUACAAUAACAAUGCCAUCGUCGUACCAUUUAAAUUCACUGACUAAAAUAGCACCCGUCUACUAUAUGGGGAAAUUACUUGGAAUUUUACCGAUAAGUUAUACUACUCGUAAACAAAACGUGUACAAAAAUUCGAUACAAUUCAUCGGAAGAAAACGGAAAAACGGUAAGAAUAAUAUUAUUAUAAAAAUGUUUACCCAUUAAUCACUGCUAUAUAUUCACAGUGCGUGUGGGACGCUUCUACGCAAGCAAAACUGGUUUGGCCUUAUGGAUGACACAGUGGCUUCUUCAAAUGUUGGCCUUUAUUCAGAUCUCUUUAUAUUUGGCUAAAACGAUAAAUCAGCGUGUUAAAAUCGAUUGCUCCAGUGACCACUUUUGCACUACGAUCGGGCUGAUUAUGUCGCACGUGAUUAUUAACACUAUCGUCGUAGUGAUGGUUCUAGCCCGAUUAACACAAUCGGUCGACUUGCUCAACAUGGCUGCCAGCCUGUUGUUCAGAUCACGGUUUCCACGUCCGUGGCUAACUUCGGAUACAUGCUUCAUCGUCUUGUUUCCGAGUCUUCUUUUUUUCAGGUUGAUUCUCACUAAUAUCACUACACCCCAAUUCUAUCCAGAUCUUUACUAUCCUUAUUUUUUCUCCAAUUUCGCCCCUCUUACUAUCGUCAUUUUAUAUAGCGUCCUGUGCGUCGUUACCCAAAACUCAUACGAGGACAUUAACAGGUAAGAUUUUAUCAACGAUUGUGGACAAUUUUGAACAAUUCUGUAGAAGUAUUAUGGCGCACAGUGGUCUGGAAAUGAAAUUUAAGUGGCAAAAAUAGGCCAUUAAAAAUGUUCAAAAGAUCAAUUUUUUUUUCUAGGAUCUCACUAGUAGAUUACUAGUGUAAAUACAAAAUUUUAGUCUCAUAAAAUUUUAAAUUCAAAGUGUAUCAAAGACUCAUAUUAGUUUAACUAAAAAUUUUUUUUAUAUAUUGUAUACAAAAAUUCGGACGUCAGUCAUUUCCACCAAAACACUUGAUUUUCGUUUCCGCCAAGUUUACUUCAACCUAUAUUAUGUAGAUGAAGUUUAAGAAUCUCUAGUCUAUAUACAGUGUUAUAGAUCCCCGAUGUAUAUCGAGUAGUAGCGGUGCUUAAAUACAAUUUACGGAGAGACUUCGCUUUUGUGUAACUGUUGGUUAAUUAUAUAAUAUGUUUUUAAUUGAAAUAUUUGAGAUCCAUUUAAAGUUACCCAGGAACCACCACGAGGAGGUGAAUAUCAUUAACCCUUCAAAACUUAAUUUUCGGAUUAAGUUAAAAUAUUUGAAUAAAGUUGAUUAUAACUAAAUUUAUGUUACAAUUAUUAUUUCGAAUAAUUCUUGCACACCUUUUUUUAAAAAUGUCAUUCUUGAAAUUUUUUUAUUUUUGUAUUCAUCUAUUAACACACACACUAUCUACACAUAUAUUGUAGAUUAGAUUGGUUUAUAUUUAUUUAUAAUGAGAAGGAAUUAAUAAUUACUACGUGUAAAUAAAAUAAUACAUCUCUAAUCUAUCUCUAUAUAAAUUUUAAAUGAUUUAUACCAAAUCGUGUAUUUAAACUAGGGGUUCUUAAACUCCAUCUUAAAAAUAUAGGUAAAAAUGAACUUGGCGGAAACGAAAAUCGAAUCUUUUUCAUUUUGGUAACCGCCGAAAAAUUCUGCCAGGAAUCUUGCUCCGAUAUUUACGGGUGGCACCAUUUCUGAAAGAAAAUAUUGUUCAAAUGGUACUUUUGGGAGGUUGUUUUUUUGAUUUUCCGAAGAGUUUUCUCAAAAAAUUUGAAAAACGAAGAAUAAAAGUAGGAAAACCGGGAAUAACGGAGACAGAAAUCGGAAAAUUGUCUAAAGUUAAUACAUAAAAAGUUAUUUAAGUAACAACGACAAAUAUGGUACAUUUAAUGAUACAUUUUCUAAAGUAUUUAAACCAAAAGUGAUAUUUCUAAAAAUAUAUGUUUAGUUUUUAAAUUUUAAAUUUUAAAAACACCAUUUUUUUUUUUAUAACAAUAUGAUCUUUGUGCGUUGUAAAAUAAAAAGGGACGCAAUAAAAAAUUAUAUAUUCUUAUAGCUGAGAAUUUCUUCUACAAAACACAUUUAUUGGGUGUAGGGUAAACUUGAGUUAACAUUUACUACAGUCUGUGGAAAAAAAAAACACAAAGACGUUCAAUUUUGUUAUUAUUCAUAAAAGUUAAGGACUUAAAUUAAAAAAAUAUGUAUAUAUAUAUUUUUUCAUAAUCUUAAUAUGUGACUUAACAAUCAAGCAUUUCAUUUAUUUUUAUUUUAUGCAUUUUAAUACCCAAAAGAAUUAAUGAACUAUCCACAUUUUAUUUUCAAAAUAUCAGAAAAAUCAAAUUUGUCUAGUUAACUUAGCUAUAACUCGAGUUCAAAAUAUGUUAUAUAACUGAAAAUGCGUGUUUACACUAGAAGAAUAUCUGUUAAUAAGAUUCUAAAACAAAAAUUGACUUUUCGAACAUUUUUAGUGACCUAUUUUUGCCACCUAAAUUUCAUUCUCAGACCGCUGUGUGGUAUACACUUUUAUACAAAUUACUUGUUUCGUUCACUAUAGAGAAUUAGAAGAACUGUGUUACUUACAGUCUAACUACAAACGAGCAAUACAACUAAACGAGUUAAUGAAUGACCAUUGGUUUUUGGAAGACUACACGGAAACCUUGGCAGAUUCUUUUGGCACCGAAAUAGUACUCAUAACAUUGGACAUUUACAUACAAUUCUUGCUGUAUCUAUACACACUUACGUGGGAAAUGGUUAUUCGUAGCUUAUUUACAAAAAUGCCUCUCUUUUAUAUCAAUACCAUUGUCGAAUUGUUCGUCAUUAUUGGGAAAUUGUAUUACCUUUGUUACAGAUGUGACGCUUCCACCAACGAGGUAAUUUAAACAAAAAGAUAUACCAAUUUAUUUUUUACUAUACCACCACAUGCCAUAAAAAUGUUUUUAUUCAAAUUUAAAAAUUGAUUUAAGGGCAAAAGAAUUAUUUUUCACUUGAAACAUUUAAGCUCAAUGAUACCAAAUGAUAUGAAUUCUCUGGAUAUAGUUAGUAAUUUUUAG